Messenger RNA from Sphaerulina musiva SO2202, 756 nucleotides. RefSeq lists its product as uncharacterized. The record is from RefSeq and is a predicted model, not a curated record. The transcript has a single exon. The coding region runs from base 1 to 756 and encodes 251 amino acids. Lineage: Eukaryota; Fungi; Ascomycota; Dothideomycetes; Mycosphaerellales; Mycosphaerellaceae.
AUGUCCACGGAAACCAUCACCACUGAGCAAGCUCGAGCCCAAUCCCUGCGAGAAGCAGAAAACAAAGCCAUCGAGCUGUUCGACCUCAUCAGCAAAGACUUGAUUCGACCCGGUAUUACGGAGAAGCAACUCAGCGAUGAAAUCCACCAACUAGGAGAAACCACAUGCCACGUCCGAACCCACUGGCACAAACGUCUCGUCCGGAGUGGCCCCAACACUCUCUCACCCUUUCACGACAAUCCUCCCACGCGCACCAUCCAACCAGGCGACAUCCUCGUCAUCGAUCUUGGCCCCGUGUUCGAGGAGUGGGAAGCAGAUUUUGGUCGAACAUAUGUCCUACCAGAAGAAAAUUCUUCCUCUUCUAAUACAACAACGACAACAACAGUAAUCGACGCCACGAAGCAAAAACUCCAACUCCGCGAUGCGUUAGAACCCAUGUGGUGGAAAAUCAAACGCCUCUAUGAUCGGAAUCCGAGUAUGACGGGAGGGGAACUGUACAAUCUUGCUUUGCAGACUGCGGCCGAGGAUGGAUGGGAUUGGGGCGCGACGCAGAUUGCGGGACAUAUUGUGGGAGAUUUCCCUCAUGAGAGGAUUCCGAGGGAUAAGGUGACGAAUUAUAUUACGGAGGGAAAUCAACAGAGGAUGGAUGAGGUGGAUUCAAAGGGCAAUCGGAGACAUUGGAUUUUGGAGGUGCAUUUGAGGCCGAAGGGGGCGGAGUUUGCGGGGUUCUUUGAGCAGUUGUUGACGGUGGAUUAA